GCUGGCGGCAGAAGCGGCCACGGCGGUUCUGGGCAGGGUAGGGCAGCGCGGCCGGAGCGAGGGGACAGCCGGGGCCGGAGCCGGAGCCGGAACCGUGGCUGGAGACGCCGUCACGGCAGGAGCAGGGUGCGCGGCGUGUCCGGAGGCGAGCGGAGGCCGUGGUGUGUCUGCAGAUCUUGAGCAUCUGGAGCUGACCCUGAGCCCGAGCGCUCGCUGCCGCCGCCUCAGCCUUUGGAGAGAUGUCUGUCCCCUAUGACGACUCCGUGGGCGUGGAGGUGUCCAGUGACAGCUUCUGGGAGGUCGGGAACUACAAGCGGACGGUAAAGCGGAUCGAUGACGGCCACCGCCUGUGCAGUGACCUCAUGAACUGCCUGCAUGAGCGGGCGCGCAUCGAGAAGACCUACGCCCAGCAGCUCACCGAGUGGGCGCGGCGAUGGAAGCAGCUGGUGGAGAAGGGGCCACAGUAUGGAACGGUGGAGAAGGCCUGGAUGGCGGUCAUGUCUGAGGCCGAGAGGGUGAGCGAGCUGCACCUGGAGGUGAAGGCCUCGCUGAUGAACGAGGACUUCGAGAAGAUCAAGAACUGGCAGAAGGAGGCCUUUCACAAGCAGAUGAUGGGCGGCUUCAAGGAGACCAAGGAAGCGGAGGACGGCUUCCGGAAGGCCCAGAAGCCCUGGGCCAAGAAGCUGAAAGAGGUAGAAGCAGCAAAGAAAGCUCACCACGCAGCCUGCAAAGAAGAGAAGCUGGCCAUCUCCCGAGAAGCCAACAGCAAAGCGGAUCCAUCCCUCAACCCCGAGCAGCUCAAGAAAUUGCAAGACAAGGUAGAAAAAUGCAAGCAAGAUGUCCUGAAGACCAAAGAGAAGUACGAGAAGGCCCUGAAGGAGCUGGACCAGAGCACUCCGCAGUACAUGGAGAACAUGGAGCAGGUGUUUGAGCAGUGCCAGCAGUUUGAGGAGAAGCGGCUCCGCUUCUUCCGGGAGGUUAUGCUAGAGGUUCAGAAGCACCUGGACCUGUCCAACGUGGCUGGCUAUAAAACCAUUUACCGUGACCUGGAACAGAGCAUCAAAGCUGCCGAUGCAGUGGAGGACCUGAGGUGGUUCCGAGCCAAUCAUGGGCCGGGCAUGGCCAUGAACUGGCCGCAGUUCGAGGAUGAAGAGUGGUCGGCAGACCUGAAUCGAACUCUCAGCCGAAGAGAGAAGAAGAAGGCCACUGAUGGCAUCACCCUGACAGGCAUCAACCAGACAGGCGACCAGUCUAUGCAGAACAAGCCCAGCAGCACCCUUAGUGUCCUGAGCAACCCCGCCCAGUCUGCGCAGUCUCAGUCCAGCUACAACCCCUUCGAGGACGAGGACGACACGGGCAGCACCGUCAGUGAGAAGGAGGACAUUAAGACCAAGAACGUGAGCAGCUAUGAGAAGACCCAGGGCCACCCGGCUGAUUGGUCUGACGACGAGUCCAACAACCCCUUCUCUUCCACGGAUGCCAACGGGGACUCCAACCCCUUCGACGAGGACACCACCUCGGGGACGGAGGUGCGAGUCCGCGCACUCUACGACUACGAGGGGCAGGAGCACGACGAGCUGAGCUUCCAGGCCGGAGAUGAGCUGACCAAGAUAGAAGACGAGGAUGAGCAGGGCUGGUGCAAAGGACGCUUGGACAGCGGGCAGGUUGGCCUGUACCCAGCCAACUACGUCGAGGCCAUCCAGUGAUGGGCUGUGUGCAGGCUGGCGGAGGGAUGGGAGUGGCUGACCCAGGAGCCCUGUUAGCCUAGGCCUGGGCAGCAGCGCCUCGGGCGGCCCCGCAACCACGUGGGCAUCCACUCCACCUGCGAGAGAUGGUUUCUUGGCCUCCUGGUGUCCUUUGAAGGCAGAUGAGCUGGUCAUUUCCCCUGGGACUCAGCCCCUUUCCACGUGCAUCUGGAGAGGACUGGGCACAGGCAGAUGCAGUGUGGAGAGCCAGGCCCCCCGCCCCGCUAGCUGUGUUGGCUUAUCAUGGAUCUGUCUAUUCUUGACCUUGUCUCCUCCACGCCAAUGGUGGUUACACUGAUUCUUGUUCCACUGAUUAUUUUCUCCAAUGAGUCCCAUACCUGUAAGUUAAAUGAACAAACUUACAUGCCAAUUUCUGAGUAAAGGUUUUGAGGUUUUUAAUUUAAUGCCUAUGUACAGUUACACUUUUUUAUACACCUGUUCUUCCAUUGUACACAAGUGGCGAUGCACACGGAGCCGGACCGUUCUCAAGGACACGGCACCUCCAUUUCCAUGCCUCUUCCUGGGCAGGUGCAGGGCCAUGGCCCUGUGGCAGGGAGUGCCCUUGGCAGAGACCUGGCAGAAAAGUGGGGGUGUGCGCGGUGGGCUUUUGAUGCUGAGUGCACACUGCAGAGAUGACCUUUUGAAGUACUCCCCCAGAGUCGCCAUACUUAAAAAUUAUUUUCAUUCUAUUGCUUAAAACUUUACUCUUGUACGAAUGAACAGUUUUAUCAGUGGUUUGGAAGGUUGAAAAGUUAAAAGGUUAGCUUUUCAGGCAGAUGCAUCUGUAGAUUAAGAUACUUUAUAUUGGACUGCCCUGUCUUGCUGUAUAUCUAUCUGUAUAUAUUAUUUGAUAUUCAGAGAAUCUAAAGAACUCGCCUAGUGUUUAAAUGAGAUUUAACAGCUUCUGAACAUGAGUAAACUGCUUGAAACCUGUGGUGAUCGCCUAGGGCUUGGCUGACUGGCUGACUGGGUCUCCUAUGGGCUCUGAGGCAGCCCUGGCCUCUGGCUGAGUCUGUCCCACUGGCCAACUGUAGCUCCAGCGCCUUGACAGGCCCCAGGUCUGGCUCCCUGCAGAGCACUGUGCAGACUCUGCCAGAGUCUGUCACGCUUGCUGGCUGUGUAGUCACCCGUGUUCUUCAGGCGCUAAGGGAAGCUGGGUCUCUCCCACCACACAGGUCCCUUGGAAGUCCCACGUGGUGGGUGGAGGGGAAGGUGUGGGAGGGCCUUGGUUAGUCGGCCUGAGGGCCCAGCAAGCUGUGCGCUUGUUCCACGUUUGCAGCCAGCGCCGGUCUUGCUUGGGACUGGGUGUGUGUGCUGCGGCAGCUUCCUGGCAGAAGUCUUGUCCUGCACUGCGGUCACCGAAACUGUUGUCUUUUAUUUUCAGGAGUUCCUUUCAGUGUACAGUAUUUUAGAGCAAAAUCAAUAAACAGUCGAUCUCAUGCUUCCCAGA
This is a messenger RNA of Sciurus carolinensis (gray squirrel), 3195 nucleotides long. RefSeq names its product protein kinase C and casein kinase substrate in neurons 2 (gene Pacsin2). The transcript has 12 exons. Gene Ontology annotation, biological process: plasma membrane tubulation; caveola assembly; actin cytoskeleton organization. Lineage: Eukaryota; Metazoa; Chordata; Mammalia; Rodentia; Sciuridae. Bases 240 to 1706 code for a protein of 488 amino acids. The record is from RefSeq and is a predicted model, not a curated record. Gene Ontology annotation, cellular component: endosome; plasma membrane; cytoplasm. Gene Ontology annotation, molecular function: phospholipid binding; protein binding.